AUGAUUUAUACACGUGUUUAUUGUAUAUUUAUUAUUCUUCUUUUGAAUAAUAUGCUUAUAACACAUAACAAGGAAUGUAGUAAAAGUGUUCAAGGGUUAGUUGUGGAAACGUUCAAUAAGAAAAUGAAUUAUUUAUUGAAAAAAGAAGAUUUCUAUAUUUAUCGUCAGAAUUUUAAUUUUUUUCCAAAGGAAUUAGAAGUACAAUUAAGGAAGAAAAAAAAUAAAGUUCAAAAUGAAACGGGAGUAAUAGAUGGUGUUAUAGAUAGGAUCUCAUGUAGAUCAACCCAACAGAAUAAAGGUGACAAUACAAAUAUUGAUGAAAGUUAUAUAAAUGUGGAUAAUAGUAAUAAAAUAAAGGGUAAUCAUAUGAAAAAUAUGAAUAAUAUGAAUAAUAUGAAUAAUAUGAAUAAUAUAGAUAAUAUAAAUAGUACAAAUAGUACAAAUAGUACAAAUAGUACAAAUAGUACAAAUAAUACAAAUAAUCAAUAUAACAAUGGGAAUACCAAGAAUGUAGGAAAGAAUAGAUGCAAUAAUGGAAAGAGAAAUUAUCCCACAACAAAUGAUCAUAAAUUAGGGAUAAAAACAACUUAUGCUUUUAUAAAAAAUAGUAUUCCGUUUAACUUUUUUCAUAUGGUAAAUAAUAUAUAUGUUACAAAUAAAUUUAAAACAAAUCAAUGGUUUAGUUUGAAUAAUAAAAAAGAAUUUGGUACGAACAAAGAGAAACCAAAUUUUUUAACUAAUUAUAAAAUUAUUAAGCAUCCUGAUAAGUUAGAAAGUGAAGAUUGUUGUUUAAAUGACCAAGGUUUCAUAGCAGUAGCUGAUGGAGUAGGUUCAUGGAUUAAAUAUGGUAUAAAUCCAAGAAAAUAUCCAGAAAAAUUUUUACAAUUGUUACAAAAAAAAAUUAAUGAAAAUGAAAAUAUACAAAUAGAAGAAUUAUUAAAUUAUGCUUAUUUAAAUAAUGAUAAAGAAGGAUCAACUACUAUAUGUCUUAUUAUAUUUAAUAAAAAUGAUAAUACUGUAUCGACAGCAAAUAUAGGAGAUUCACAAUUCCUAAUUAUAAGGAAUAAUCAAAUAAUAUAUAGAUCAAAACCACAACAAUAUGAAUUUAAUUUCCCUUAUCAACUAGGCAGCAAUGCAGUAAGCAAACCAAACGAUGCUGAUAUUGCUCAUAUUGAAGUAAAAAAAAAUGAUAUCAUAGUAGCAGGAACUGAUGGAUUAUGGGAUAAUUUAUAUGACAGUCAAAUAUUAACAAUAGUUAAAGAAAAUAACUUUGCUACCUUAUCCGAAAAAAUAGCAAACGAAGCAUUCAGUUAUUCUAAAAUGAAAAGAUGGAUGUCUCCAUUUAUAAAAAGUUAUAACAAAGAGUUCAAAUGUCACAAAACGGGAGGGAAAAUGGAUGACAUUACGGUUUCAUGUGCAAUGGUAUGUUAA
Molecule: messenger RNA, 1431 nt
Organism: Plasmodium reichenowi
Lineage: Eukaryota; Apicomplexa; Aconoidasida; Haemosporida; Plasmodiidae
Product: protein phosphatase, putative
Exons: 1
Coding region: 1-1431 (476 amino acids)
Source: RefSeq, a predicted model, not a curated record